AGCAGUGAAAAACAGUGGCCCACCCCGGAGAGAGAGAGAGAGGGAUUGGGUGGCGUGAGGGACUUCCUAUGCCUACAGGGAACACGGAAGGAAACCAGGAGCGAAACAGACCAUGGCGAGUGCAAACAAAAGGACCACCUGCGCCUUGGCGACGGUGGCCAUCAUCUUCAUCAUAGUGAUCAUCAUCUUGUGCCUGGUGCCCGACCCUUGUCGCAGACACGACCCGCGCCCGGAGUGUAAGGCCGCAAAACAUUUGCCCUACGAAGGUGACUUUACAGACCAGCAGACAACUUCAACAGCCAGUCCCUCAACAACAGUAAGAACCACAUCAACAACGAGGAAACAAACAGAACCCCCUACAACAUCCCCUCACCCACCAACAUCGACCUCAACAUUCUCACCCUCAACUUCUUCAGUCUCAUCCACUUGGUCAACAGAGGAAUCACUACUGGAACAAGACACAUACGGCACUGACUCCUCCACUUACAGUACAGAAUCCAGUCACUUCACCGAUGAAGAUGGUACUACAACACCAGUAUCUGACUUACCCGAGACUACAAUUGUGGUUGAAGCUUUUGAUAAUGAAACUACUACAACAGACUCAUUCAACAUGACAACAGAGUUUGGAGGAGAAAGUACAACUGAAAUGUAUGCUUUGGACUACAAUGUCACUGAAGGAGAUAGUACAACUGAAAUGUAUGUAUUGGACUACAAUGUCACUGAAGGAGAUAGUACAACUGAAAUGUAUGCUUUGGACUACAAUGUCACUGAAGGAGAUAGUAAAACUGAAAUGUAUGUAUUGGACUACAAUAUCACUACAACUGAUGUCAUAUCUACCACUCUUGAACUGAAUACGACGGCAAAUGUGACAGAAAUGCCUACUACAACUGAAAUAGAAAUGUCAACGGGUGUGUCUACUACAGAAACUGCUGAGACAACAACUGAAACAGAACUGUCUACUACAAUGACUGCUGGGGUAACAAAUGCGACAGAUUCUUCUACUACAACAGUGGAAUCUACAACAGAGGCCCACUUGUAUCCUGUAAGCCUCCAACCUCCAGCUGCACCUAAAGGGGUGUGUGACACAGAGGUCUGCACAGAAGUGGCAAGGCGGAUGCUGGACAUGAUGGACCCGGGAGAUGUUGAUCCUUGUGACGACUUCUACCAGUAUUCAUGCGGAGGUGUGCUGGACGACCCAUUUCUGAAACCAGAAGACCCACAGGUUUUUGCAGACAAAAUCAUUAAAGAGGCCCUAACCUAUGGCCCAAAGGACGAUGAAGAUCUGGAGAAUCUCUUCGUCACAUAUGAUUCUUGUCUGAACUACAGUAACUACAAUGAGGAUGAACGUUUCACGAGCGCCCGGGAAGUCUUUGAGGAACUUGGGUAUCAAUUCAGCCCACUACCAGGAUCCGAAUUUGAUGUUGGAGAAGCUUUGCUCAAAAUGAUGAAGAGGCACUUUACACCAUUCUUCGACAUUAAUAUUGACAUUCCUCAAGAUGAGGAGACUAUCAGCUUAAAGAUGGUUCUGCCAACCGCUGCGUCAGCCUUUACCAAUGAGAGAGCCAAGGACAUCUGUGUCGCAGAAUAUAAGGCAAAAGAGGAAGAGGCAAAAUACAACAAAUUACCUUUCGACGUUAACUCACAAUAUGAACAUUAUGUGAAUUGUACGAAACAUGGGCAGGGUUUGCAAGAGAGAAUGAAACAUAUACAAAGGAGCAUAGAUCAUCUUGGACUAUUAGACGACAAAGGAAAUGCAAUCAGUGAAGACGUAAAGAACCAAGCCACAGGUGCCCUUAAGAAAAUGCUAGAAGACCUGGCAGAGGCAACCCCAUCCAUCUCGGAGAUAAGGAAAGCACUCGUCAACAAAAUAUACGAGGAAUUCUCGUUGGUCGACAUUGAUGACAAUUUAGUUCUUGGACACCUCCCACCAACGUUUCAAAGCUUGGUUUCAUCAUCAGGGCUACAACACAGAAGUAACAACAAUUAAAAUCAAGACAUAAGACUCAGUAAAAAUCAUUAAUAUUAAAAUGUAAAUAUUAGAAUCGUAACAUAAAGUUAAAACCAACCUAAUGCCUCAGAGUAAGAAAACCGAGUAACCAAGAAGGGCAUCAAAAGAAUGAAGCAACAUCUUAUGCUGUAAACAGAGGGACAGAAAAAGACUGAUUAUUCAAAGGUGGAACCAGUUGACUGAUGGUUAAUGACUAGAAGAAAAGGAAAGAUGUUUCACCAGCAGUUUGCUCUAAGAUUUCAAAAUUGUUUUAAGAAAUCAAAGAUUUACACCUAUAAGAAUGAUCCCUUACAUUGGAAAACUUCUCCUUACUCAAAGUACACCCUAUUCUAUAGCUGACACCAUGGUGAGAAUCAACUCACACUUUCAGCGUUCUUUUGGUAGAUCCGAUGUAAGUCCCAAGAUUACAUCUCGGGCAAGUAUACUAUGUACUCAUACACCAACAAAGAACGCAUAAGUUUCGGUACAGUGUCUUUAAAUCUACGCAGGGAUGCAAUUGUUCUUGGAUUCCUUAGAACGAGUCUGGGAUUAAGAUAGUAAAAGUAUUUCUUUAAAAUGUGCCUUAAUAUACUAGUUAAAAAUUUCUCAUCAUUCGUAAAAGGCAGAGAAACAUAAAAAUCAAGUUUAGGUACAGUAGGUGCUGGAAUUUUUGGCUGAAAUUUAUUCAAGAAUUUUUUUUAGAUAUUUCUCAAAAGUUUGGGGUAGCAGUUAUACUGAAAAUAUUUUCUAAGGAACUCAACCUCAUUAUGAAAAGAGAGCCAAUCUGAAGAGAGAGAAAAGGCUCUGUGCAAUAAUGUAGCAAUACUGUUAAGCUUAAAAUUAUAAAAACAUGAACUAUGAAAAUUUUAACCAAGACCAGUAUACGUUUGCUUCCAGAAGACGGAAGUGGAGAAGUGCUAUUUGGAUAUGGUGAUUGAAUUGAAUUGCAUAUAGAAUUUAAGCCAAAGGCCAAGCACUCGAACCUACGAGGUCAUUCAGUGUUAAAACGGAAAACAUUUGAAGUAUAUAACAGGACGAAAAUCUUGCAGUUGCACUAUGAAUAAAUUGUUAGAAGAGGGUGGAGAGUAAAAUGGAAGAGAAUAUGAAAGGAUAUACAGUAAAAGGAAUAAAAGGGGUUGUAGCUACGAGCUGAAGGCACACUGCAAAAACCUUAAGUAAUGCCUACAGUGCACUGCAUGAGGUGCUCUGACGGCACUUAACCCCUAUGCUGUUUGGCUCUGGCUUGUUUAUUUUUUCAAUAUUUAUUUUUUUAUUUUUUUCCUUUUUGAUCUGUUAUUUCACUGUGCUGUGUAGUGUUUUAAUUUACUUUUAGCUUAAAAUUGCUUUGUAGUCUUUAUUUUACUUUUAGCUUAAUGACUGUCAUAUUACAAAACUAGAUUUCUUAUAAUUAUUAGCUUAUUUUAGCAUAUGUACUUUUUAAUAUUGCAAAAAUUGAUUCUAUUUAUAGCCCUAAAGAUGGGAAAGGAUUCCCAAAACAUUGGUGUAAAUACAAAGAAGAUAUGAUUUCCAGUCCUCUCUCUG
Messenger RNA from Macrobrachium nipponense, 3529 nucleotides. RefSeq lists its product as uncharacterized. The transcript is spliced from 10 exons. Bases 113 to 1987 code for a protein of 624 amino acids. Gene Ontology annotation, molecular function: metalloendopeptidase activity. Lineage: Eukaryota; Metazoa; Arthropoda; Malacostraca; Decapoda; Palaemonidae. Gene Ontology annotation, biological process: protein processing. The record is from RefSeq and is a predicted model, not a curated record. Gene Ontology annotation, cellular component: plasma membrane.